This is a messenger RNA of Amoebophrya sp. A120, 5135 nucleotides long. The record is from the annotation of a GenBank genome assembly. NCBI's taxonomy places the organism in Eukaryota, Dinophyceae, Syndiniales, Amoebophryaceae.
CUGUGAGUUCCAGGGUUGCUGUUCAUAUUCAUAUGGGAUUGAAACACUGUCACUGCAAGAUGUUUGAGUGAUAGCGCAUACCUAGGUGGCUGCAUGCAGCAAGGACUCUCCGACGUUGUUAUAAAGAUGACACGGAAGCUGAUGAUCAUCGGCAAAUAAGUCCCAACUGUAAAUGAAUACAUCGACAACACUUGCUUCUCUCAGGACCCUACUCUUUCUUUUUGGUUUCCACCAAAUAAACUUUUUAGCAAGGUAAAAUUUGCUUGUACUUUGUUGCUCUGUGCUGUUUCAGCAAUAUAGAAAUCAAUGCAUGCUCUCUGCUGGUCGUAACGCGAUUCGGCUGGUUUUAUGUUUGGGUCGUGUUUGCAACAAAUAGAUCUUCUCUUCUCCAUACCGUUGCCCACCAUGAGAAACUCGGACUGCCCACCUUGGACAAAGUAAAAACUACUGUGCGCAAUCAGUAGCUAUUUCACGACGUUCCUAUGCGCAGCGACAUGAACUUGCUUCUGCAUGUUUUUCUGCUGACAACCGUGGUCCAUGCAGACCCGGUGCUGGGCUCCGUCGAUAGCCGGACGGUGUGCGCUCCCGCCGCCAUUCGCACGCCUCUGCAGAAGCUGGAACUGCAACUCUCCUGGCCAAGCACGGAGCCGCAGAGCGGCAUGCAAAAAUUCCAGGACCAGCUCGCCCUCUUCGCCGGCGCUACUAGCUCCAGAUCUGUCCCCUUCACCCUGUCCGCAAACCCCGUUCCCCGUGGGUUAUUGUGUAGGCUGCUCUUCAAGCACGCCCACUACUACGUCACGAAGGUUUUCGCGCCCUUUCUGUGCGAAGACUGCCACGACGGCUGCGCACCGAGUUGCGUGGCGUACCCAGUGUACAAGGAGGACAGCAGUAGUGCGCAGCAGCAGCGGAGUAGGACGACCGCACCAGGCACGGCCUACUAUGCGGAAGACGAAGCAAGACCCGAGCCGCAUGCGGAGCCCAUAAAGCAGGCUUGCGAGGUGAACAGUCCCGCACAGUGCUUGUUUCUGGAAUCCACGAAAGCGAAUCUGCCGAGAAAUUUGAAAGCAGAUUGGGUCAUCCAGAUUGAUCACCUGCGGGUCUUCCUCCUCUUCAGCGGCAUUUUCUCCGUCCUUUUCUACAAAACCCUUGGGCGGUCGCAAGUGGUGCACUGGGCGCUGGGCGGAGUGUUGGGGUUGCUGCUGUUCGCGAGCGUGGUGAUGUACUACGCGUUCCGGUCGACCAAGAACGCGCUGCCGUUUGGGCAGAAAACCUUCGCCAUCAUGAACAUGAUGGUCAUUCUUGCGCCAACAAUGGGGUUGUACGCAUGGCAGACAAUGCUCCCGUCCUUCCAAAUGGUGCAGCAGCUCGUCGUCACAGUGGCCAGUUUGCAGGACCCGUAUUGACGAAUUUGUCAUAUUUAUAGCGGCGCCACAUUAAUUUUAAUGGGGUUUCAUCUUUUUUUUGGUCUUUCUUUGUUUAACUAAAGUAUUUGGAACACCACCAGAAGAAGGCACUUGCCCUAAAACGACACGACAACACAGGUACUACGAGUUUCCAGUAGGUGCGGUCGUGGUUGGCCUUGCCCUGUUAAGCGGCAUCAUGUUCGGGCAGUACGUGUUCGGCGUGAAAGAAACAGACAUCCCGAUGGGUCAAGACAUCGCAUUCACAAUCGCGAGCAACGGCGCCAGGAUAGACCACAUUCCCGAUGAAGACGACUCCAGCCGGGCGAGGAAGUUCCUGCAGUACGGAAUUUUCGUCUACGGCAUCAUAGCCGUGCUGAAGUCCACAACCGUGCCAGCUAUGAACAUCUUUAUCCUCUUUAUACUCCUCGCCUGGAACAGCAUUUGGCACAGUAUCGAGUCCUGCAGAAUGCGAAGAGAGGUAAAGAACGUGGUCGUACUUCCUUUCAUACUUACAUACGCUAUGGCUUGUUUCAGCAUUGCAACUGCAUUUGCAUAUAAUAAAUUAGGCCUUCGAACAAGGUGGAGAAGUUUCGACAUCGUGUAUGAACUUCGCACGAAAAUAACAGGUGGCGUCACAAGCGGAGAUACAUACCAGCUAUCUCUCGCCGAAAGAAUAUUCCAAACAGGCAAAGGCAAACACGCAGAAAGAACUAGAGAAGCUGCGCGCUUUUCUCACGUCGCAGGAUGGAAGAAAGCACAUAACAAACGUAUUCGACUGCUUUUGAUUCUUUGGUUUUUUGUGGUGUCGCAUUUUCUUUGAUUCUCGUGCUACUGACGAAGUCGAUCUCGAUGUGCAGCCAGCACUGAAAAUAAAAGCGUGUCAUUUUUUAAUGUGAAGUGUUUCCAUAGGUCCGAAAUAACGACUCGGAGCUGAAGGUGCGGAAAUUCGUGGACGGGGGGAACCAUGUCGAGGCGAACAUGGCAGAAGACGACGACGAGGACGGCGACAGACCAUGGUGGAAGUCUUGGUGAGCGCCUGCGCCGGCGCGAGCAGUGCGACUGCUCGACUGGCCUCUGCACCAUCGCCGCGCGCAUGCGCAAUUGGAAGGACUCCGGAAUCUUCACGAACGCGUGUGCCAUGCGUCUUGCAUGUUUUUUGCGCAUGAAAUUGUCCUUUGAUGACGACAGAAAUGCACCGAUGUUAUUGAAUCAAGAUGGCUCCCCUGCCAAGACGUAAGAUAUUUUCCCGCGGCGUGGUCCCCCCACGCAUGUUCCAUUGAAACGACACGACGCGACUCAUUCAUGUCUUUCUGUAUCACUGUCACGCGAAACGCGAAGCAGACAGAUACGAUAGCUUAUCCUGAUGACAAAGGAGAUGAUAGCUGGCUGCAGUUUCGCUUACUGCUCUCUGUACGUAGCUAUAUUAAUUUCGUCUCCGAGUAAGUAGUCGUCGACCAAGAACUUCAACUUCGUCCGUACAUGAGAAGGAAGAGAGCAGCUUUAUUGUGUCGGACGAGCAACAUGGACUGGAUUUGUAUUUGAUAUACUUUUUCGACGUGGAGCAGAACGAGGAGAAUAGAGAUGAGUAGAGAUACAGAUAAAAUCGCCUGAGUGCAGCUGUCGUUCGUGAAGAGGCCACGACAAGAAAAUGAUGAGACGAAAAAUUUGGUUUUUGUCCGAAUACUCGCGUCUCUCGUGGUCUUGUCUAGCGGGGAUCUUGGUAUUGCAUUCUAACUCGAGAAACCGAUAUCAGCACGACGUGGAAGCACAUGGAAAAGACAUCACUGAAAUUCAAUCAAAAACCAACAACUAGGACACGCAAGAUACCUUUGAGUGGUCUGACAGCUUCGAUUGUCAAGAGGACGUGACAGCUCGGGCUGAAGAAAGAAAUUCGAAGAAAAAUAAGCACACAAUAUUACGUACAACCGUAUAUUCAGAAUAGAAGCACUGUCACGACCAUGUCGUCCUCUGUGUCGAACCUCGUUGCAACUUUUUUCGUUGCCUCCUUGAAUCAGGUGUACAUCGUGUACGGAAACUUGAACCUGCACGACGCCAAGGAGCACCACGCUCCGGCAGCGCAGAUGGGUCGGUUUGGCAUCAAGGGUUCGGGCGCAGAGACUUACCUGGACAAUUCCGACGGCUCCACGGACACGCCCCCCGAGGAGGACACCUCCAGUGGCGACGAAAAGGCUCUGCAGCGACCCCGGGCUCUGCUGACCGACAAACACCCAAAGCACGCCGGGGGCGCGCGAACGGGAGUGGCCAAGACCAAGCGAGUCGGUAUAGGUGGUCUGUGGUGUGACGGUCCUCAAUAGAUAUUUUAAGCGAGCGCGACUUUGUUCUUUGUUGUCUCUUUAGCAUUCCCGGUAGGUUGUAGCUGCUUACACUUGAAUGACAAAUGAAAAUCAAGAAACCUAAAACUACAGGCAACAAGGCUCUGACGAUGAAGUCGGCUAACCUUGCCGGAUUGGAGGAGCCAUCGGAUUCCGAGGCCAAUUCCGAACCGUCGGAAAACUCGGAUGGCAUCGAGAUCUUUGGCGACGGUUCCGUGGCCGAGGACGAUGUCUUGGAUGGCCGACCGAGCUCCAUGCGCAUGGCUGGAAACACGGUGGAUCGGUUCGGAGACGCAGUGAAUGGUAUCUAUAGAUACAUAAUGAAUUCUUUUCACGUUCUAGGUCGUUCAUUUUCGUGCCAUGUUGUAGAUCCGCAAUGUUCGUGGUCUUUCCCAUGCCGGGCAAAUUGUUCAACCGGAAAAAGCUGCAAUCGUCUACCUUUCAAACACACCUCCCAGGUGAGCAAUACCUUUCGCUCGGCACAGCGAGCAUGCGAUGGGUGGAUCAGCGGGAGUUGGAGGAGGAAACCAAGCGGAUCGAAGAGCUUACCAUGCUGGAGGCGCGGACCAGUCACACAUCGGUAUUUUUUUUUCUUUGUUUUUGUUUGUAUGAAUCGUACGGCCGCCAAUGGCUUCGCAGCUAGCUUAGAAAAUUUGAAAUCAUACAUAGUACAGCGGAUGCGGAAGCAGUACGAUCGCGAUUGAAUCAAAACUGAAUGUCGCAGGUUUGGGCCGGUGUGUGCACCCUGGGAGUGAUGGCUUUGCUCGUGGGCGGGGGACUGUACUACCACAAGCAGACCACGUCGUCGAUCCUGGACGACGAAUUUGGAACGGAAUUGAAAAUGACGGAGCCCUGAGAGGAGAGUGGCGAAAAACGGUGACGCACGGUUUUUGAAAAAUAAUCAAAUUAAAACCAUCGGAAAACGAGUAUUUUUGCACUUUUUUGUUGAUGUAAAAAACCUAUACUCGUUGCAGUAUCGAUUCCUAUUCAGUCGUAACGCCUGUACAAAAACAAGGAAUUAUCUUGACAUUUCCGAACGUAUAAAUAUGACUGGAAUCCUCGCAACUAGUCGGUUCCUUCGGAUAGUACAACUGUAACACCUAACAUUGUAAGCUACGGUUUAUUUCUUGUAUGAUUUACUAGAAGACGCAACUUCUUGUACCACGUCGACCUAAACUUCACUCCGUCCCGCAAUGUACCUAUAAAAAAUGUUCGUAUCCACUAAAUUCGUUGACAACUACAGUGUAUCAAUUGUUCUUUCUGCUUGAUUGUAUUUGAGUAUCGCCACGUGCACGGCGAGUCUUUCAUCAUUUGUAUUUCAGCCUGUAUUGACGAGUUACGUUUCGAAGAAAGAAAUCCGACUUGAUGUUUCCUGUACAACGAACGCAAUCCUCAGUAU